Penicillium soppii is the source of this 3042-nucleotide messenger RNA. RefSeq lists its product as uncharacterized. NCBI's taxonomy places the organism in Eukaryota, Fungi, Ascomycota, Eurotiomycetes, Eurotiales, Aspergillaceae. The record is from RefSeq and is a predicted model, not a curated record. Bases 1 to 3042 code for a protein of 1013 amino acids. The transcript has 4 exons.
AUGGGGCAGGCCAUAUUGAAAUUGCUAGGUGCACUGUUGCUUUUGCAAUCUGCACUCGCCGACACCAAUGAUCAAACCAAUGCGCCAGUCGAUCGAGGAUCUUUCAAAGACCCAGCUGCACGUCUCCGACCCCGUUUCCGUUACUGGCUUCCGGAUGCUAGUGUCGACCCAGAAAUUGUACAGGAGGACAUCAAAGCAGCCGGUGCCAUAGGUGCUGGUGGAGUUGAGUUCUUACCCUUCUACAACUAUGGCGGUGCACUGGGAUCUGAGCCUGCUGGUGGUGAUUGGUCUAAGUAUGGAUUUGGCACAGCUGCGUAUAAAAAAAUAUUUCUAGCUGCACUGAAAGCACACAAAGAGGCUGGGUUAGCUAUGGACUUUGCAUUGGGCCCAAAUCAGGGACAGGGUGUGCCAGCAGAUCCAAAUGAUGAGGGUCUCAUGUGGGAUCUAGUAUCUUCCUCUGCUGUUUUUUCAUCGAAUGGACAAUUCGAUGGUGUCGUACCUGGUUGGGGUACUGGUGAAUUGGUUGCGCUGGUGUCGGCUGAAGUUCUCACAUCAAAGAAUCGCACCCUCCCAUAUGCUGAAGACUCGCUCAUUGGAACGCCACAGACAUGGUACUUGGAGUUAAUACUCAAAAAUGGAAGUCUGACAGAGUGGACUGAUAAAGUGUCUUCCGCGGGCCGAGUCUCGUUGAACUUGGCACCUGUUCAAACCUCUUAUCGACUCUUCGCAUUCUAUCAACUUCAGACACACAGUAAGAACCUGGAGUUCACAAAUCUCAAUGUCACGGACAUAACUGCCAAUGGCUCAUAUAUUGUGGACCAUUACAGUAGUCGUGGAGCCCAAGUCACUACUAAAUUUUGGGAGACUCACCUACUUGAUACGGAGACCUUAGAACUUCUCAAAGAGGUUGGCAACUACGCAUGGGAGGAUAGCAUUGAGAUGACCUCAGAUAUGGCGUGGACGCCUUCGCUUCCGGAUGUCUUCCAAUCAAAAAAUGGAUACAAUCUAAAUCCAUUCCUACCACUGGUGAUGUAUGGUGACAACAACAUCAAUAUCCAAAGUACCCAGCCCGGGUAUAUUCGAUGCCUCCUCAAUACUCCGGAUCAGGGACUUGGCUAUCUCAAUGACUUCCGAGGAGCCCUGGUGGAAGGGUAUCGCCAUUACCUGCAAGAGAUAACCAGCUGGGUGACAUCAAAACUCAACCUCCAAACGUCAGCGCAAGUCUCCUACAAUUUGCCCAUGGACAUGGAGGCAAAUAUCCCUUUUGUCAAUGCUCCUGAAUGUGAGAGCCUGCAGUUCGGCAACAACAUCGAUGGCUACAGACAAUUUUCUGGACCGGCAAACCUGGCUGGAAAACGUGUGAUAUCCAACGAGAUGGGAGCUGUCAUGCUCGAAUCCUACAACUACCCUCACUCCGAGCUUCUAUCCUCAGUCAAUCGUGCCAUCGCUGGUGGUGUCAAUCAGGUUGUGCUACACGGCCAAUCCUACACGGGUGAUUACUACGGGACUACGUGGCCAGGAUACACUGCCUUCAGCUAUGUCUUCUCCGACUCCUAUUCUAACAAACAACCAUCGUGGAAUCACGGCUUUGGUGACGUGUUGGAGUAUAUCGCCCGAGUGCAAUUUUUGCAGCAGUCUGGAAUUCCUCGUGUUGAUGUGGCCAUUUAUAACAAGGUCUCGGCCACAAAUCCCAAUUUCCCAACUUUGUAUGCUUCGGAUGAUUUGCUCAAUGCUGGGUACUCUUACACUUAUUUGUCCCCGGACAAUUUCGCGCUCUCCCAGGCCAAGGUUCAAGACAACACUCUAGGGCCUGAAGGCCCAGCACAUAAAGCUUUGAUUAUCACCAGUGAUAGCAAUGUCACCUUGGAAGGAGUCCGGUACAUCCGAAAGUAUGCUCAUGCCGGAUUGCCUGUCAUAUUCAGUGGUGGAGAACCAGGUGUGUAUGCGACGCAGGAUAAAAGCAUCAACUCGGCAGUCCAAAACGCGAUCCGUGCUCUGAAACGGUCAAAGAAUGUGUACAGUGUGUCCGCUGGCCAGGUCGCCAGGAAGCUUCAAUCUCUUCGCUUGAAGCCUCGUGUCGGUGUGCAAACCAAUGGCACCUGGUAUACCACUUGGCGAGAAGAUGCCCAGAACGCCAUGGACUAUGCAUUUGUGUUCUGUGAUACCAAUGCUUCGAGUGGCGUGGUGACCAUUACCAGCACCAAGACGCCCUAUUUCUUGAAUCCCUGGACCGGGGCGCAAUCCCCUGUGCUAAACUACCAACAGAAAGGGGGCCAGGUGAUCAUUCCACUCAACCUUGCAGGCAACCAAACGGUGAUUGUCGGGCUCACAGACGUCGGAAAAUCACCCAAAGUACAUAUUACUCAAGGAUCAUCUGCAGUGCUCGGCAUUAUUACUGGAAGUCCGAGUUCCAGCGCAGUCCUGCACGUCGGGGCCAGCUCAAUCACCCAAAAGAUCACUCUCUCCAGCGGUGAACAAGUCACACUACCCACCGGAAUCCACAGGCCCAUCCAACUAGCCAACUGGACGCUAGUAGCAGAGCAUUGGCAAGCGCCACAGAAUUUAUCAAGCGCAGCGACCGUUGCCGCCAAGCACAACACGACGCACCACCUGUCUUCGCUCCUCUCCUGGACCCAGAUAGACGGACUUAAAAAUGCUUCGGGCCUUGGCUACUACACUACAAGCUUUAGUUGGCCUUUGACCGGCAAAUCCGACUUGGCAGACGGCGCCUAUCUCGUUCUUCCGCCUAUUCAACAUGCUGCGAGGCUCUAUCUCAAUGGACACCAGCUACCGCCACUAGACCUCGCUGCUCCCCGUGCCGACCUGGGUCAAUAUCUCCAAAAGGGCGGAAACGAGGUCACAGUCGUGGUUCCCACCACGAUGUGGAAUUACAUUCGAAGUAUUUUUGGUGAAAUUAAGAGUGCUGGUACUGAGCCGCUGCUUAACUCCGUCACAUCCGUGACCCCACCGCGUAGUGAUAAUGGGCUUAUUGGUGAUGUGAGAUUGGUCCCUUAUGUCAAUGUGAGCCUCGAGGCGGACUAG